AUAUUCCCCUCAAUUCAGCCCUUGAUUUCCCACCCACACACUCAAACAUCCUCUCUCCACUUUCUUGGAUCUCAGCAGUGGAGGAAUAAUAUCAACUUGUGGAUAUUCCUAUGAAAUCCACCCUAUAGAGUUAUAAGGACUGGAAAAGAUCACAGAAACUUCUCUCUACAGUGAACAACCAAGAUCUCUUGCUUCAGGCUCCUGACUCUCAACUGGCUAACUGCAGACCAUACCAGUGGGCCCUGCUAUAAUUGGUAUAAGAUUAGCACUGCAACAGUACACUCAUGCUUCCAAGGCCCCCAUCACAAGAAAAACUUGGAAGAAACACUUGAUCACAGCCUUCCCAAGGGUUAUAAAGGACAUGGCAUAUAGGAGGGAGAAAUGGAAAGGAUAUGGUCCAACUCUAUUUCAAAUCAUCUUGUCUUUUGCUCUGCUGACCAGGGUGCAUGGUUUUUGUGAGCCCCCACCCAGACUUACCUAUGCUUUCCCAGAAUUGCCUUUGGAAAUAGUAAACCAAACUACCUUCUCAGAGGGAGCACAAGUGACAUAUACCUGCCACUCAGGCUACACCCGAAGUGCCUCCAAGACUACACUUACCUGUGUAAAAAAUUCCUGGUAUCCCACCACUCCAUUCUGUGUCAAGAAACGAUGCCGUCACCCAGGAGAACUGAACAAUGGGAGAGUGAUUGUUAAGACAAAUCUUGAAUUUGGUUCCAAAAUAGAAUUUAGCUGCUUGGAUGGAUACAAGUUAGUUGGAUCAUCGACAAGUCGGUGUGAGAUUUUUGAUUCAGGAGUUGACUGGAGUGAUCCUCUCCCAGAAUGUGAAAUUGUUGUCUGUUCGCCGCCACCACACAUCAGCAAUGGGAAGCACAGCAGCAGAGAAGACGACACCUACAACUUUGGCUCUUCUGUGACCUACAGAUGCAACACUCCCUUCUCACUCAUAGGCGAGGCCUCUCUUUCCUGUACUGUGGUCAAUGGGACCAUUGGUGUGUGGAGUCCGCAGCCCCCUACAUGCAAAAUGGUUACCUGUAAGCAGCCACAAUUUCCUAAUGGGAAAUUCACCUCUGGUUUUGGACCCACCUACACAUACAAAAACACUAUUUUGCUUGAGUGCAAUGAGGGUUACAUUCUAAAUGGCACCAAUGUGAUUCACUGUGAAGCUGACAAUCAAUGGCAUCCUGAUAUACCCACUUGUGUGAUCAAUGCUUGCAUUGAACGACCACUCAUUGAAAAUGCUUACCUUGUAACCCGUACUCGAGGUGAGAGUGUGUUCCCAGUUGGCAGUGUAUUAACAUUUGCAUGUAAGCGUGGAUACAAAGCCAUUCCAGAUGCACUACUUACUGCUACCUGCCAGGAAGAUUUUAGCUGGCAUAUGAAUGAAGGAUUUUGUGAAAAAAUUUGUUGCCCAACACCAGUGAUAGAUGGAAAAAUCCUACGGUUCAACAAUGACUGCCGAUAUCUAGCAGGGAGCUCUAUUUCAUAUUAUUGUAAAAGUUCCCGAAGAGAGAGUAAAUGCCAAGAAAAUGGCACAUGGAGACCUGAAAUAUCCUCAUGUGAAAAGGAAGAAAAAGAUGUUUGCACUUCACCUAAAGCCAUUGCAAAUGGGAACUAUACAAAAACAUAUUCUGCAUGGUAUAAUAAUGAGGUUCAUGUGGAUUAUACGUGCAAUGAUGGAUAUGUCCUGAUUGGGAAGGCAAAAAUUACCUGCAAGAAUUCAAAGUGGUCACAUCCUUUCCCUCAGUGUCAAGCUCUUUGUCCAAAACCUGAGAUAUCAAAUGGAAAACUAUCUUCAGAGAAAAUUCAGUACCGUGGCAAUGAAAAUGCCGAAGUCCAGUGUUCCCCUGGCUAUUAUUUGGUUGGCCCUCAAAUCAUCACUUGCUCAGAGAACAAAUCCUGGAUCCCAGAGGUGCCCAAGUGUGAAUGGGAAUUCCCUGAAGGGUGUGAGAAAGUUUCAGCGGGUUACAAGCUUAUGCAGUGCCUCCCAAAUGCCCAGGAUGUGAAACUGGCCCUAGAGAUACAUAAACUAUCCCUGGAGAUUGAGAUGUUGGAACUAGAGAUCAGCAAAAAAAGGGAUACUUAUCAGAGCCAUCACCACCAUCAUGUUCUCCACAAAAUAGAAAAAGAUCCACAGACCCACACUGAUGAUUGAAGGUGUUCUGUAGGUACUCAUUCAUAGGGAUAAAUGGCUGUACUAGGAGAGUUUGCUAAUGUAUUUUAUGCUGUUGAAAAUGAGAAAUUGAUGAUAAUUUGACCUGUAAUACUCCAGUCUCGUAGACUGAUCAGCAUAGCUGGCUACUAAAAAUAAAACCAUUAGAAAAUCAGA
Molecule: messenger RNA, 2326 nt
Organism: Trichosurus vulpecula (common brushtail)
Lineage: Eukaryota; Metazoa; Chordata; Mammalia; Diprotodontia; Phalangeridae
Gene: C4BPA
Product: complement component 4 binding protein alpha
Exons: 13
Coding region: 362-2152 (596 amino acids)
Source: RefSeq, a predicted model, not a curated record